AUGCCACAAAGCAUCCGCUCCAUCCUGGGUAAAACCCGCGUGGCCAAGGCCAAACCCGCGGCCCAACGCACCGCGUCGUCCGCGCACCGCGGGACCAAGCCGCAGAGCAGGCGAAGCGCACGGCACGACGCCCUGUUCCCGGACAAGUUGGAGGACCUGGGCGGCGCGCCCGUGCUGACGGAGCGCGAGGAACUCACCCUGCGAGACGUCGUCCAGGCCAUGCGGUACAUCCGGUCGCGCAUGUUCUCCGCCGUGCCCGAGACGGGCCUCACGUCGACGCGAAGGGCCGAGAUGCUCCGGCGCAGGGCGUCGAUGCCGCCGGUAGUCGCGGCGAGCCACGUGCAGGCCGUGCUGGGCGGCACGGCGCCCGCGCGGGUGGAAAGAGAAAUCGCCGAGCUGGUGGGCAGGGGCGUCCUGCGGAGGGUGAGGGUGGCCAGGCGAGGAGGCGCGGGGGAAGCGCUCGUCGAGACGCGCGACCUGGAGGGCAUGCUCGGCCGGGCGCGAGACGGCGGCGGGCUGUCUGCCGGGGCGAGGGACGCCUUCCUCGACCACCUGCGGCGCAACCCGACGGCGCAGACGGUCGGCUGGGCGGACGGCCUGACGCGCGACCAGGUGGACGAGCUCGUCAGGGCGGGCUUCCUGACGAGCGCUGGCAGCACGACGCCCGCGCCGGGGCCGAGCGCGCUGAGCGCGCUGAGCGCGCGCCCGGAGGACCGCACGACCUUGACGUCGAUCCAGCACGUCUCGCGGUUCGCGUCGGGGACGGCCUCGGCCGUCGGCGGCCGAAACGCCGUCCACCUCGCGGGCGGAGGGGGCGGCAGCGCUGUUUUUUCGGCGGCGCACGGGAGGCCGGAGAGCUCCUCCAGCUGCAGGGUCGCCGUCCCCGGCCACGGGCGCCAUCUCAAGCUGGCGGACGGGGCCGCGGACUGGAUCCGGGACGUCCUGGGCAAGACGGCCUGGGGCGAGGGCCCGGAGUCCUGGCUGAAGGAGCGGUUCGAGGGCAACGGGCUGCGCGGGACGAGGUGGAGGGACUUUUGCGGCCUGGAAUGGGAGUGGCUGCUGGGCCAGGCGGUCGGCCUGGGCGUUGUAGAGGUUUUCGACACGGGCAGCGUCGGACGGGGGGUCAGGGCGCUGGGAGGGUGA
This is a messenger RNA of Ustilaginoidea virens, 1143 nucleotides long. RefSeq lists its product as uncharacterized. The transcript has a single exon. The record is from RefSeq and is a predicted model, not a curated record. The coding region runs from base 1 to 1143 and encodes 380 amino acids. NCBI's taxonomy places the organism in Eukaryota, Fungi, Ascomycota, Sordariomycetes, Hypocreales, Clavicipitaceae. Gene Ontology annotation, molecular function: protein serine/threonine kinase activity. Gene Ontology annotation, biological process: protein phosphorylation; positive regulation of Ras protein signal transduction.